Conger conger (European conger) is the source of this 2098-nucleotide messenger RNA. RefSeq names its product E3 ubiquitin/ISG15 ligase TRIM25-like. Lineage: Eukaryota; Metazoa; Chordata; Actinopteri; Anguilliformes; Congridae. The coding region runs from base 144 to 1814 and encodes 556 amino acids. The record is from RefSeq and is a predicted model, not a curated record. The transcript has 6 exons. Gene Ontology annotation, molecular function: zinc ion binding.
UUUGUGUGAGCACUGAGAUAGCAGAAGGCAGUAUUUAGGCGGGUCUGCUCAGAACCAGGAUAUAGCUAUUGUUCUUAUUCACACAGAUUUAGGGAAACUAAACCACAUUCUGAACUACAACUAAUCUCACUUUGAGCUGUAAAAUGGCACAGGCUGCAGGUCUUCUGGAUCAGGACCAGUUCAGCUGUUCGAUCUGUCUGGAUCUACUGAAGAAUCCGGUAACUAUUCCCUGUGGACACAGUUACUGUAUGGGCUGUAUUAAGGGCUGCUGGGAUCAGGAUGAUCAUACUGGUGUCUACAGCUGUCCCCAGUGCAGAGAGACCUUCACCCCAAGGCCUGUUUUAAGAAGAAAUGCCAUGCUGGCUGAAGUGGUGGAGAAACUGAAGAAGACAGGACUCCAAGCUGCUCCUCCUGCUCACUGUUACGCUGGACCUGGAGACGUGGCGUGUGAUGUCUGCACUGGGAGAAAGCACAAAGCCGUCAGGUCCUGUCUGGUGUGUCUGGCCUCUUACUGUGAAACUCACAUCCAGCCUCACUAUGAAUUUCCUGCCUUUCAAAAGCACAAACUGGUCAAAGCCACUGGAAACCUGCAGGAGAAGAUCUGCUCUCAUCAUGACAAAGUUCUGGAGAUUUACUGUCGUACAGAUGAGCAGUUUAUCUGUUAUAUGUGUACAAUAGAGGAUCACAGAGGCCACGAAACAGUCUCAGUUGCAACAGCAAGAGCAGAGAAACAGAAGCAGCUGGGGGCGACACAGAGUAAAUUCCAGCAGAGAAUCCAGGAGAGAGAGAAGGAGCUGCGGGAUCUGAGGCAGGCUGUGAAGUCACUCAAGCGCUCUGCACAGGCAGCAGUGGAGGACAGUGAGAGGAUCUUUACUGAGAUGAUCCGCUCCAUUGAGAGAAGGUGCUCUGAGGUGAAAGAGCUGAUCAGAGAUCAGGAGACGGCUGAAGUGAGUCGGGCUGAAGGACUCCUGGAGCGACUGGAGCAGGAGAUUGCUGAGCUGAGGAGGAGAGACGCUGAGCUGGAGCUGCUUUCACACACAGAGGAUCACAUCCAUUUCCUCCAGAGCUCUAAGUCUCUCUGUGCCCCUCCUGGACCUGGAGACUUACCCAGCAUCACUGUCAGUCCACACGUCUCUUUUGAGGCUGUGAGGAAAUGUGUCUCUGAGCUGAAAGAGCGACUGGAGGACGUCUGCAAGGGGGAAAUGUCUAAGAUCUCCAGGGCAGGCAGAGCAGUGGGCAUUCAUGGCUGCUUUACUGAGACACAUGAAGUGGAGACCUGUGCCCACUGCUUGGAGCCCUUUCAGAAUAAGCUGAGGCUGAUGUGUUCUCAUGCCUUCUGUGUAAGCUGCCUGAAGGAAACCGUAUCCUCUCUGGGUCGUCAGUGUCCGGUGUGUCUCAAAGAACUCAAGGUGGGAGUGGGAGACCAGCCAGAGGGACAGAUGACAGUGGAACAUCUGAAAGACUUUUUUGGAACAGAAUGGCACUGUAUUACAUACAAUAUUCCCAGUGGAAUACAGACGGAGGCCCAUCCCAACCCAGGGAAUCCCUUUACUGGACUCCAAACACAGUCCUGGUUACCCAAACAGCAAUACAUAUCCAAUGAUAAGUGGUUGUAUGGUCAUGAGGUGGUGAAGCUGCUGCAAAGAGCCUUUGAGCAGAAGCUGAUUUUUACUGUGGCUGCAACCCAUGGAGCUGCAGACAGAGUCGUCCUCAAUGACAUCCCCCAUGCAAGAAACUUGUUUGAGUGCAAGAAGAAUGGGGGUAAUUUAUUGAACCAGGUGAAGACGGAGCUCAAAUUCAGAGGCAUUGAAUGAUUGGGUGAACAGAGACAGCAGAUCCACCCACUCAGCACAGCGCCACCAAGUGGACAAGAAGAGAAACCCCACCACUUUGCAAAAGAUACCAAGAUGGACACAAGAUAAACAGUGGGCUCAUUCCAGUUGCUUAUGUUUCUCCCUGUUUUUAUUUUCCUCGCUCCUGACCCAGACAUUGAUCGGGUCCGCCAUCUUUACGGAUAAUCUAACCUCUUAAACGUUUCCUUAAACACGAGCUCAUCCUUUUGCGGAAGUAUUUUUUAAAUAUUUUUUAAAUGCUCGAC